CAUUAGUCUAGAAAUGACGUAAAAUACCCGUAUGUAUUUUUUACGUAACUUUCUCGUACCGUAUAUUACUAGCAGUGUAAAAAACGAAAUCUUUGCCCAAAUGGGGGCCCAAGAUUUGCACUAGUUUCUUGAACCAAUUGGUUAUGGACUUAUGGUCUACUUAUUGAUCACUAUUCACUAGGUUAUCACAACCUCUUUAGUCCGGUAAAUUAAGUUGGGCCAUCAGGUGCAAGAACUACACUAGUUUCAAUGGGCAAGGAAGUCCAAUCCCUUCUAUUCAUUGUUCCAAGCCCAUGAACCAAAAAUAUAUAUAUAUAUUCUAAGUAUUCUUUUUUUUUUCCACCUUACAACUUUACAUGAUACCCCACUCAUUAAUCACAAAGAAAUUAUGACAUGAUACAUAACAUACCCUCCUAAAUAUUUUAGUUGUUUUAAAAAAAAUUGUCAUUAUAUAUUAUGCAAUUGUCAUGAUUAUUCUCAUGCUUAAAAUGCAUUUGACUACCAAUAUUCUACACGUGCCUACACAAUGACUAUGAGAUAUAAAUAGAAGUAAUUUGCCUUCGAUAUUAAUCAACAAUCAGGACUUCAACUAUUGUCUAACUGGAAGGGGCUUUUGCAGAUCCAAUGUAAUUGUCGAUUUGACAUGAAUAGGUUUUACAUGGUAGUUUUGAGAUAUUAGAGGAAACUAAAUAUUUUAUAAUAUUAGAAUGGAUUUCAAGAAUAUUGUUAUUACGGUCACAAUUUUCGGUUACCCGCCUCAUAUAUCCAAGUUUAUAAUUACACUAGAUAUUCCACUUACGAUCCCCUCAUGUGUUCCCAUUCCCAAGUCUUGGUAGUUGCCUUCCCUAUUGCUAUCAUCUCUUUGAUACCAAGAAAUACUAUCCAAAAAGAGAAUGGCAAAAUAGAAGUUAGCAGUCAAAAAGUAAGAGAGAGAUUAGCUCUGACCUCUCUCUUCCACUUUUCUCGCUCGUUUCCGUUUUCUUCCCGUUACCACCAUGGAGCCUCCAUCAGAGGCACCGCUGCCGGACCCAAAGCCACCGGAUGCAUCUCCGGAGACGACGCCUACGCAGCCAAGUAAGAAGGCGAAGGCAACCUCAAUCAGCAAUUUCUCAGGACAGGCUGACAUGGAGGUCGCGAUGAUUACAGCGAGAAGGGAAAAUACUGAUACAGAAAUGGAAACGCCGGAGAAAAAUCAAAAGCUCAGGGAAUCCUCCAACGAGGGAACCGAAGGAAAUCAACCAGGAAGGGCAUCUUAUAAAGACUCUGUCCUCGGAAAUGAGCCGAUGCCGAUUAUCCCAGAUGGGGACGACCUCAUGUCGGACGAAUCCGAUUGCGAGGAAGCAGAAGAUGAUCUGCUAUGCCCAAUGACUCGACUCUACUGUCACUCCAGGAAUUGGCCAAGUGAAACCACUUCCUAAAGCGUAGUAUAGCGGGUUUGGGUUUAAUUAUCAACCCGGGUCCUAGAUUUGAUGACUACUCAGUGAGUUCUUGUUAUCUAGCAAUGAAACUGGAAUGCAAGUCUAAACUACCAAACAAACAAAGAAAACAAACGGUUGUAUUCAAGUUAAGAGAGGUCACCCGGAUAUGGUUACCCCUAGACUGCAAUUAAGCCGGAUUGUAAUUACCAAGUUCAGUUUCUAUGAUAGUUAUAUUGUGGAAGGUUCUUAAACAGCCUGAAGUCUCGACUAAAGGUCUUCAGACCCUCUCAAUCUGAGUCUCUAGCGGGCGACUAACCUCCACCGGAGUAAACAGAUUGAGGCCCUAAGAACAAAACCUCCACUACCGGAGUAAAUCUGGUACAGAAUAGUGAGUUGGUUCCUCGACUAAAGUCACCAACUCCCUACCUUCAAUCAAGGAUACUCUAUUAACCUAGGUAGAUAUUCUCAUUCUAGGUUAAAGCAGAAACAACAGGAAUUUGAUCAGGAUUCAAGUCAUUCAAUCAUCAAAACCUCAAUCGAAUAUAAUCAAUCACAGAAUCAGUACUUGGGUUCAUACAAUCAAAGCCUAACAUACAAAUCUAGGGUUCUCCAUACCCAGAUGAAUGGGAGAACUACUCCAUGGAAAAGAAAGCAAAAGCAGAAUCAGACACGGAAUUCAUACUGCGAAGGAUGGAUUCCUGCUUCUGGACGUUGAUUGGCACUUCUCCAAGCUCAAGCUGGCCUCCAAUGGUGUUGAAGAUCAAUCUAGGGCACUUGGGAACUCUUGCUCGUCACUUUCUCUCUCUAGAAGUCGUUCUAUCUCUCAAAAACUCGAAUCCUCCCGAAUUGUGGCUGAAAUUCUGCUUAAAGGGAGAAAAUCCCGACUCACACGGCCAGGGUGGCACGGCCGUGCAGCUCACCCAGUUGCCCGUGUGAGUCAAAACGCAUCGUUUCAUUUAGUUCGAAUUCCAGGCUCUUUGCACGGCCAGAAUGGCACGGCCGUGUGGACAUCCCCUCUUGCCCGUGUUUGCUCUCGCAGAAUGUGGCACGGCCAACCCGGCCACUUGCACGGCCGUGUCGAUCCUCUGCUCUGCCCGUGUGUGCUCUCGGCAAAACUCGCACGGCCAGACCAUUACUUCACACGACCGUGUGAACAUCAGGGCAGCCCGUGUGACCUCCUUUGUGACUUGUCUCGCGCCCGAUCUUCACCCAAUCGACCCCGAACUCUCUCCUAAACCUUCAUUCACUUGCCAGGACCUGAAAUAUCACAAACAAGCACAACCUAGCGUGAAAUCGGUCUAAAACACGAGAAACCACAUCUCAAACGGUGUAAGAACAGGGGUGAAAACAUGUGUAACUAACGGUCUAUCAAACUCCCCCACACUUAACCGUUUGCUUGUCCCCAAGCAAACCUAACUCAAACCAAUGCAACUCUCCAGACCUCUAUAGCAACAAACAACCCAGAUCGUAGGUAGAGGACUUCCUAGAUCAUUUAGCAGCUUACGAGGUCAACCGACACACAAGUCAUCUCAUAACUUCUUCGGCGAGUCGGCAUCAUGGCAAAUAGUGAACAGAGGACAAAUGAAUUGUGGAUGAAGAA
Messenger RNA from Linum trigynum, 3018 nucleotides. The record is from the annotation of a GenBank genome assembly. NCBI's taxonomy places the organism in Eukaryota, Viridiplantae, Streptophyta, Magnoliopsida, Malpighiales, Linaceae.